Molecule: messenger RNA, 1526 nt
Organism: Tripterygium wilfordii
Lineage: Eukaryota; Viridiplantae; Streptophyta; Magnoliopsida; Celastrales; Celastraceae
Product: surfeit locus protein 1
Exons: 7
Coding region: 45-1082 (345 amino acids)
Cellular component (GO): membrane
Source: RefSeq, a predicted model, not a curated record
CUCUGCAUCGGACCAAGUUGCGGAGAUCAAAUGAGAGUGUAAAAAUGGCGGCAGCCUCAAUUUCUAAGUCACUGACACGACUCUGCCGUGGCGGUGGCGUUAAUGGGGCCCUCUCGUAUCUUCAAAAUGUUUGGAUCCAGUCCUCUGCCUUCUCCACCUCUGCCCCUUCCCUCUCAUCCGCAGUCUCUGACUCUAAAUCCAUCUCCUCUUCACAAACUCAAGAGAAGGAGAAAAGGUCGAUAUGGUCCAAAAUGUUUCUGUUCUUACCUGGAGCCAUCACUUUUGGCCUUGGGACCUGGCAAAUCUUCCGAAGGCAAGACAAGAUAGAUACACUAAAGUUUAGACAGAAGAGGUUGGAGUUGGAACCCCUUAAAUUCAAUGACUUACCCCCUUCUAGCAAUAAAAUGGAGACUCUUGAGUUUAGAAGGGUGGCAUGCAGAGGAGUUUUUGAUGAAGAAAGGACUAUCUUUUUGGGUCCAAGGUCUAGAAGUAUUUCUGGAGUGACAGAAAACGGUUACUAUGCUAUCACACCCCUUUUGCCAAUCCCCAAUGAUUCUGAGAGUAUUAAGGCACCAAUUCUAGUCAAUAGAGGAUGGGUCCCCCGCAGUUGGAGAGAUAAGUCUUUUGAAAUUUCAAGAGAUCGUAAAAUAAAAUCAUCUCCUCCUCUUCAACAGGAUGAAAGAAGCUCCUGGUGGAGGUUUUGGUCCAAGAAACCUCGUAAAGUUGAGGAUCAAAUCCCUAAUGUUACUGCUGUGGAAGUUAUUGGAGUAGUUCGUGGGAGUGAGAAGCCUAGCAUGUUUGUUCCAGAAAAUGAUCCUAGUGGCUCCCAGUGGUUCUAUGUGGAUGUUCCUGCAAUUGCACGUGCUUGUGGACUCCCCGAAAGGACUGUGUAUGUGGAAGACAUUAAUGAAAAUGUGGAUCCAAGUAAUCCUUACCCUCUUCCAAAGGAGGCCAAUGCCUUGAUUCACAGUUCGGUCAUGCCACAGGACCAUCUAAAUUAUAUGUUGACAUGGUAUUCUUUGUCGGCAGCAGUUACAUUCAUGGCUGUCAAGAGACUGAGGCCAAAAAGGAACCGGAGGUAACGAGUUUUUGCUGGAAGAGAAAGUACUACUGUAACUCAGUUUCUAAUUCUGAAUCACAUGCAAGAAUUCACGUAAACACAGCCGAGAAAGAUGCCGUGCCCAUGCAGGUGGAGCUACAAUGUCAUGCAAAUUUAGAGCCAACCUCAAGUCUGCUCCUUUUUCUUUCUCUUCAUUAAUUGAUAUUUGUUAGCAUAAAAAAAAUUUCAUGUCCUUGAAGGAGUGGGAUUGCAGGAUUUUGUUGCAACAUUACAAGGUGGAACUUAAGAAGCCAAAACUUCCUGGAAUAACAGCAUUGGUAAAGAGAUUUUGCAACAUAUUGACGUUAUGGAAUAAAGUAGGGAUGCAUUAUGUGUCACUUAGUAUCAUGAGGAUUCUUAAUAAAACCGGAUUGGUGUUUCUGAGGGUUUUUUCUUGAUUGCUAGCAGUUAUACAGGAUAUGGUGUU